Quercus lobata is the source of this 1851-nucleotide messenger RNA. RefSeq names its product acetolactate synthase small subunit 2, chloroplastic. NCBI's taxonomy places the organism in Eukaryota, Viridiplantae, Streptophyta, Magnoliopsida, Fagales, Fagaceae. Bases 47 to 1516 code for a protein of 489 amino acids. Gene Ontology annotation, molecular function: acetolactate synthase activity; acetolactate synthase regulator activity. Gene Ontology annotation, cellular component: cytosol. Gene Ontology annotation, biological process: L-valine biosynthetic process. The record is from RefSeq and is a predicted model, not a curated record. The transcript has 12 exons.
CUUGUCGUUUUUUCAAAUCCUCACUCUUCUCUCUGUCUCGUUGAACAUGGCGACCAUUGCAACACAACCCUCAACAUUUCACACUCCGAACCCUCGUUCAGCCGCUUCUCUCAACCCAGCUUUCUCAACAGCCAUAGCUUUCCCUUCAAAGCUUUCUGGGUUUCUCUCAAAACCUCUCAACUAUGAACCAAGGUCAAGGAGGAGUACGGCGGUGUUGGUCUCUGAAAGAAACGUGGACGAGAAUAUCGCUGGCUCUGCAUUUUCAUCUAAUGGCUCUAAUCCUUCCUCGUCCCGAUCAAAGGUGAGACGGCACACAAUUUCAGUGUUUGUUGGAGAUGAAAGUGGAAUGAUAAAUCGGAUUGCAGGGGUCUUUGCAAGGAGGGGAUAUAACAUUGAGUCCCUUGCUGUUGGUCUGAACAGGGACAAAGCACUUUUCACAAUAGUCGUGUGUGGAACUGAAAGUGUGCUACAACAAGUUGUGGAGCAGCUUCAGAAGCUUGUGAAUGUUAUAAAGGUCGAAGAUAUAUCAAAUGAGCCACAAGUAGAACGUGAGCUAAUGCUCAUAAAAGUCAAUGCAAAUCCGGAGUACCGUGCUGAGAUUAUGUGGUUAGUGGACACUUUCAGAUCAAGGAUUGUGGAUAUCUCAGAACACUUUCUAACAAUUGAGGUAACUGGAGAUCCAGGGAAGAUGGUUGCUAUGCAAAGGAACUUAAGCAAGUUUGGAAUCAAAGAAAUCGCCAGAACUGGAAAGAUUGCAUUAAGAAGGGAAAGAAUGGGUGCAUCUGCUCCAUUUUGGCGAUUCUCAGCAGCUUCAUAUCCAGAUCUUGAAGUAACAAUGCCUACCCGUGGUCCUCUUGAACAUGCAGAACUCAAUGGUGGAAAUGACAUAUCUGCAGGGGGUGAUGUUUAUCCUGUGGAGACAUCUGAUGGAUUUGCAUUCAAUCAAGUUCUUGAUGCUCACUGGGGUGUUCUCAAUGAUGAAGAUACAAAUGGACUACGAUCGCACACCUUAUCCUUGCUUGUAAAUGACUUUCCUGGAGUUCUCAACAUUGUUACUGGGGUUUUUGCUCGAAGGGGCUAUAACAUUCAGAGUUUGGCUGUCGGACGUGCUGAAGUUGAGGGGCUCUCUCGCAUUACAACUGUUGUUCCCGGAACAGAUGAAUCAAUUAGCAAGUUGGUGCUGCAACUUAAUAAGCUAGUAGAUCUUCAUGAGGUUCAUGAUAUUACCAACUUGCCAUUUGCUGAGCGCGAAUUGAUGUUGAUAAAGAUUGCUGUCAAUGCUACUGCUCGACGGGAUGUACUUGACAUUGCCAACAUUUUUAGGGCCAAAGCUGUUGAUGUGUCUGAUCACACAGUAACCCUUGAGCUUACGGGGGAUUUGGACAAGAUGGUUGCGCUGCAGAGAUUAUUAGAGCCCUAUGGCAUUUGUGAGGUGGCGCGAACUGGGCGGAUAGCACUUGUCCGGGAGUCAGGUGUGGAUUCCAAGCACCUUCGUGGAUAUUCAUUUCCAUUAUAAUUUGAGGACUUGGGAAAGCAUCUCUGGCAGUGUUGGAGAAACUUGAGUGAAUUAUCCAUCUGCGCAUUCAGUCUCUGUAUAUAUUUGUCUGACCAAGGAAAGGGUAAAAUGGAAAGAAGUUGGAGCCAAAGGAAUUCAGCCUCAAGGUACUAGUGUUAAGCUUGUGUGUAUUGGAUUAAUAUGUUUUAAUUUUUUUUGUGGGGGUUUGUGGCUGUUUGUUCUUAUAUAUGUCAUGUCAGACUGUCAAUUUUGCUUUGCAACAGAAAAUUUUGUAAGAGAACAGGCCAGAAUUUCAUGUUAGGUCUCUUGUACAUGAUUGUUUUGAUUUUUUUCUU